Paramecium sonneborni is the source of this 3351-nucleotide messenger RNA. The record is from the annotation of a GenBank genome assembly. Lineage: Eukaryota; Ciliophora; Oligohymenophorea; Peniculida; Parameciidae.
AGUAAUUAGAAAUGAGAAUGAGUGAAAUUUAAAAUUAACACCAAUAAAAAAUGAAAUUAAUGUCUUCCAUGAUUAGUGAAAAUGAUUAACUUGUAAGUUAUAAUUAUGAUUAGAAAAAACGAUUAUCUUUAAAUCUAGGAAAAGUUGAAACUUAACAAGAUGUAGCAAAAGAUAUAAUAAAAUUAAAGAAAGAAUAUGAUGAUAUGAUCAUGGAGAUGCACAAAUAAAAUAUGGAUUUGCAGUAAAAAUAACAAAUUAUUUAGUUUUGUAAAUUAAGAUCUAAUUGAAGAAAACAAUAAAACUAAUGAAUAAAUUAAAUAAUUAGAAGAAAAAUAAUUAAGUAAUUAUAAAAAAUUAAUUAGUAUAAAGAUGACAUUUUAGAAAUUUAAUAAUUAGAAAAGUAGCUAGAAGUUAUGGAAAAAGAAAUUAUGAUCUAAAAACAAAGUACUAUAUAUAUAAAUUAAACAAGUUGUUUUAAUGGAAGAAUAAUAAAUAAAUGAAUAUUAAAUGAAAUAAUACAUUUAAUAAUAAAUUGUAGAUAAUGUUAAAAUUAAAGUUUAUGAAGAAUUAUAAUUAGAUAAUUAAAAUGAUAAGGUAGAGAAUAUGUAAAAUUUAGAGAUGGAAUUAAAAGGUUAAUUAGAUAUAUUAGUAAAAACAAAUAAUGAAUUACAAAAUGAGGUAUAGUAAUAUUAAAAAAUUAAAAAUGAACAGCAAAAUAAUAAUUAAGAUUAUAUAGAUAAAUUGAAAAAUAAAAAACAACUUUUAAAGUAGAAUAUACAGAACUUACAUAUAUAAAUAAAUGAUUUUGAAUUGAAAAACAAUUAAUUAUAAUGUGAGUUGUAAGAAAAAGAAACAUAAAAAUAAAAAGAAAUUGAAAUAAUAAAAUUAGAAAUAGAGAAAGGAGUUCAUCAUUUAAUGGAAAAAACAUAAUAAAUUGAAAGUUUAUAAUUAUUAAAUUAAGAACUUGAAUUAAAAAUUAUUUAAUUAUAAUAAGAUUUGGAAGUAAAAGAAACAUAAAAAUAAAAAGAGAUAGAAAUAAUAAAAUUAGAAAUAGAGAAAGGAGUUCAUCAUUUAAUGGAAAAAACAUAAUAAAUAGAAAGUUUAUAAAUUUUAAAUUAAGAACUUGAAUCAAAUAAUAAUUAACUUUAAGAAGAAUUGUAAGAAAAAGAAACAUAAAAAUAAAAAGAGAUAGAAAUAAUAAAAUUAGAAAUAGAGAAAGGAGUUCAUCAUUUAAUGGAAAAAACAUAAUAAAUAGAAAGUUUAUAAAUUUUAAAUUAAGAACUUGAAUCAAAUAAUAAUUAACUUUAAGAAGAAUUGUAAGAAAAAGAAACAUAAAAAUAAAAAGAGAUAGAAAUAAUAAAAUUAGAAAUAGAGAAAGGAGUUCAUCAUUUAAUGGAAAAAACAUAAUAAAUAGAAAGUUUAUAAAUUUUAAAUUAAGAACUUGAAUCAAAUAAUAAUUAACUUUAAGAAGAAUUGUAAGAAAAAGAAACAUAAAAAUAAAAAGAGAUAGAAAUAAUAAAAUUAGAAAUAGAGAAAGGAGUUCAUCAUUUAAUGGAAAAAACAUAAUAAAUAGAAAGUUUAUAAAUUUUAAAUUAAGAACUUGAAUCAAAUAAUAAUUAACUUUAAGAAGAAUUGUAAGAAAAAGAAACAUAAAAAUAAAAAGAGAUAGAAAUAAUAAAAUUAGAAAUAGAGAAAGGAGUUCAUCAUUUAAUGGAAAAAACAUAAUAAAUAGAAAGUUUAUAAAUUUUAAAUUAAGAACUUGAAUCAAAUAAUAAUUAACUUUAAGAAGAAUUGUAAGAAAAAGAAACAUAAAAAUAAAAAGAGAUAGAAAUAAUAAAAUUAGAAAUAGAGAAAGGAGUUCAUCAUUUAAUGGAAAAAACAUAAUAAAUAGAAAGUUUAUAAAUUUUAAAUUAAGAACUUGAAUCAAAUAAUAAUUAACUUUAAGAAGAAUUGUAAGAAAAAGAAACAUAAAAAUAAAAAGAGAUAGAAAUAAUAAAAUUAGAAAUAGAGAAAGGAGUUCAUCAUUUAAUGGAAAAAACAUAAUAAAUAGAAAGUUUAUAAAUUUUAAAUUAAGAACUUGAAUCAAAUAAUAAUUAACUUUAAGAAGAAUUGUAAGAAAAAGAAACAUAAAAAUAAAAAGAGAUAGAAAUAAUAAAAUUAGAAAUAGAGAAAGGAGUUCAUCAUUUAAUGGAAAAAACAUAAUAAAUAGAAAGUUUAUAAAUUUUAAAUUAAGAACUUGAAUCAAAUAAUAAUUAACUUUAAGAAGAAUUGACAGAAAAAGAAACAUAAAAAUAAAAAGAGAUAGAAAUAAUAAAAUUAGAAAUAGAGAAAGGAGUUCAUCAUUUAAUGGAAAAAACAUAAUAAAUAGAAAGUUUAUAAUUAUUAAAUUAAGAACUUUAAUCAAAAAUUAUUUAAUUAUAAUAAGAUUUGGAAGAAAAAGAGACAUAAAACUAAAAAGAGAUUGAAAUAUUAAAAUUAGAAAUAGAGAAAGGAGUUCAUGAUUUAUUGGAAAAAACAUAAUAACUAGAUAAUCAAUAAAUUAUUAUAGAAGAAUAGUAAUAAAAAAAUCAUUAAUUAUUAGAAGAGUUAUAAGAAAAAGAUAUUUAAUAAUAAAAAGAAUUGGAAAUUUUAUAAUUAGAUAUUUACAAAAAUUAAUACAAUAUUCUUUAAUAAAAUUUAGUUAUUUAAACCUAUGAAUAAUAAAUUAACAAUUAAAAUACUUAAUUAUCUGAAUUACUUAAUAAUACCUUUUAUCAAACCUUAGAAUAAUAGAUCUUAAAUCAACAAUAAGAAAUUAGUAAUUUGAAGUUAUCAAUCUAAUAGUAAGAUGAUCAUUAAAAAGUUUAUGAAUAAAUUUUAAAUAAUCGAAUAGACUAAUUAAAAUAAACUAAUCUUAACUAUGCAACAUAAAUCUUAACCUUAUCUUAAGAUAAGGAAAAACUAUAGUAAAUAUUUUUUUUUAUUUAGAUCUAUUUGUUCUUAAUUAAAAUAAAUUGAAGCAUAUUUAUAAUAAGAAUUACAGAAAAUGUAGGAAAAAAUAGAAGAACUUUGUAUUGAACUUGACAAAGUUCAAUAGCCUUCUACUCGAUCAUCUUCGAUUUCAUCCUAAAAUAAGACUUUUAUUUAUGAAUAAUUUUUUAAUUUGGUAGAUUUAUAAAUUAUUUUAGACUUCUUAAUCAGUUUAAAUCAAUUCAAAUCAUUAAAAUGCAUAUGAUGUUAAAUUAAAAUCCUAUUUCUCUGAAGUUGUAAAUUAAGGAAUACCUUUCCAUAAAGUAACUUUUAUUAAAUAUUAAGUGGGCAAAAUGGCUCGAAGAUAAAUUAAAAGAGGAACUUAAUAAGUAGAAAAGAUGA